Messenger RNA from Anolis sagrei ordinatus, 1753 nucleotides. RefSeq names its product COMM domain containing 2 (gene COMMD2). The record is from RefSeq and is a predicted model, not a curated record. Lineage: Eukaryota; Metazoa; Chordata; Lepidosauria; Squamata; Anolidae.
ACGCCGAAAGCGGAAGAAAGUGCAUUUCUUCCCUCGGGGAAAGGAGGCGGCGGCGGCUCUUUGGCUCAUCGGGGAGCGAUGCUGCUGGUUCUGUCGGAAGAGCACAAGGAGCACCUGGGCUUCCUUCCCCAGGUGGAGAGCUCAGUUGUUAGUGAAUUUGGCCGUAUUGCUAUGGAGUUCUUAAGAAAAGGCACAAACCCCAAGAUCUAUGAAGGAGCAGCAAGAAAACUUAAUGUUAGUAGUGAGACAAUUCAACAUGGAGUUGAAGGGUUAACCUACCUUCUCACUGAGAGUGCCAAACUUAUGAUAUCUGAGAUAGAUUUUCAAGACUCCAUACUUGUACUAGGUUUCCCUGAAGAGUUGAAUGCCUUAUUACUUCACCUAUAUCUUGAUAACCGGAAGGAGAUCAGAAGUAUUCUGAGUGAACUAGCACCAAAGCUUCCGAGUUAUCAUAAUCUUGAAUGGCGACUGGAUGUGCAGCUUGCCAGCAGAAAUCUCAGACAACAGAUUAAGCCAGUUGUGACCCUAAAGCUGCACCUGAACCAGAAUGGAAAUCAGAACACCCAAAUAUUACAAACUGACCCCGCAACAUUGAUUCAUCUGAUUCAGCAACUGGAACAAGCUUUGGGAGAGAUGAAAACAAAUCACUGCAGAAGAAUAGUGCGCAACAUCAAAUAGCAUUGUCAUCUCAGGACACUUGCAGAAUUAAGGACAGUGUUGCAAAGUAACAGUUCAUUUGGGCCAGUCUUCAGCCAAGAUCAUGAAGCAAUGUUUGCAGGCUGAAUAUAGUUUGGUGCUAAUAGGCAUGCACUAUAAUAUAAUAUGCCAUGUGCAAGUUGGAACAAUUGGGAUAAACUUUAGGGAGAUGUAAAAUAAUUAAUUGAACAUGUGAGCUUCUCUGCAUUCAGUCACCUUUGGCAUAACAGACAUCAGUGUGUUGCUGUGAUGACCAAUAUUUUUCUCAUUUGUUUGUAAUAAGAAAAACCUUAUAAUUUUAUCUGUCUUUAUCAUCAGACUGAUUUCUUGCAAUUAUUUUAUUUUUCCUGGGAAAGCUGUUUCUCAGUGAUAUGGAGAUGGCCUUCAUACCAUCACUGCUCAUUGAUGGUAUUGUGUAAAAAGAAACAACUGCAAUUUGUGGUGAAAGUUGCAGUGUUCUAAUAAACAUAAAUAUCAUGGUCUAUCAUUUAAUUAUGUAUAUUGAUUCACACAAGACACUUCUGUGUGUGAGCAGUUCCAAAUGCCUUGCCCAUGUACUGAUACAUAGAUAAUGUGUUGUCUGGGCCAUAUGGAAAACAGACAAAUUUAACAAAUUCCACACUCAAAGCCACAAUUAGAAAGAAAACAUAUAGAAUAAUCUUUCGAUGGCAUUCACUCAAUAUACUUAAACGUGUGGAAGGAAACACCUAGAAACUUUUAUUUUUGUAUACUUUAUUUUGUAGUUGGCUUUUUCGCCUGCAUCUAGGAAAUUAACAGCUAAACAGAAAUUGAUUUUCUUUGACCUUUCAGGCUAGAAGACAUUCUGUUUCAGUAUUGGAAAGACAUAUGCUCACCUUCUAUUAAACAAUGAACAGAGAACCUCAAAAUAUUGUUCACAUUUAAGCAUGUGGCAUAUGGAGGUCAGCUGUGCAUAAACAUCUAAUGAGCUAUUUGCUAUCCUUGUUAGAUGUUUAUGGAUAGACUGUUUCAUGUUGCUGUAUUUCCAGUCUAUUAUCUGUCUGCUUAUUAUUUGUAAUAAAUGUACUUCCCCACUUAA